CUACCUUGCAGGUACCCUAGUAAAUAAUAGAUACUGCGUUUUUCCGCUUGUCAUAAAAAUUCCCAAAAGGUCAAACAGAGUUGCCUGUGGAAAAGGCUAGUGUUACCAAUUGUUUUGCAGUAUAAAGAGCUGCGUGACGGACGUUAGCUAUCCUUCUCGUGAAACAUUGUUAAAACGAAAGAAAAUUUGCUCUUUGCAACACCUGUGGCAUUAUAGCAACAACUAUAUUUUACAUCGACGGGAAAAUGAAGAUAAAUUUGUUUAUUUCCCUGCUCUUUAAUCUGGUAUAUGUAGCAAGAGGAAAUCACAAGCCAAACAUUUUGUUCAUAUUUGCUGAUGACUAUGGCUUCAACGAUGUUGGCUACCAUGGUUCCGAAAUAAAAACACCAGUCUUGGACAAACUAGCAAAUGAAGGUGUUAUCCUCGAGAAAUAUUAUGUCCAACCAAUAUGUACUCCAACAAGAUCAACAAUGCUUACUGGUAGAUAUCAAAUUCAUACAGGUUUACAACAUGGCAGUAUACACCCUGCGCAACCGAAUUCCUUACCUCUUGACGAAACUACAAUCGCAGACAAAUUAAGUGAAAGCGGUUACAAAACUCACAUAGUUGGGAAAUGGCACAAUGGAUAUUAUAAAAAGGAGUGCAUGCCAACCUACAGAGGAUUUGACUCAUAUUUUGGAUAUCUCAACGGACGUGAGGAUUAUUAUACACACGUGAGAAGCGGUGGUUACCCAGAGUUAUUACCGUUUAGUUCAUGGAGCGGCUAUGAUCUGCGCAGAAAUGAAACUGUAAGCACAAAAGAAAAAGGAGAGUAUUCGACAUUUCUAUUUGCAAAAGAAGCUCAGAAAGUUAUCACGAAUCAUGAUUCCAGUUCCCCAUUGUUUUUAUAUCUAGCAUUUCAAGCAGUACAUGCGCCCUUGCAAGUACCCGAACAAUAUAUCCAGCAGUAUGAGGGAGUGAUAAAAGAUAAGAAUAGACGUACUUAUGCCGGUAUGGUGUCUGCUAUGGACGAAGCCAUAGGAAAUGUAACUAAAACACUCCAAGAAAAAGGACUAUGGAAUAACACUGUGUUGAUAUUUAGCACUGAUAAUGGUGGUCAGGUGUAUAAAGGGGGAAAUAACUGGCCAUUGAGGGGUGGGAAAGGAACAUUGUGGGAAGGUGGUGUACGUGGUGUAGGAUUUGUGAACAGUCCUUUGUUAACAAAGCCAAGAAGAGUUUCGCAUGAAAUGAUCCAUGUUUCUGAUUGGUUCCCGACUCUUGUGAAGUUAGCUGGUGGUGAUUUGAAUGGUACAAAACCUUUAGAUGGUUUUAAUGUUUGGGAAACAAUAAACACAGGUGAACCAUCUCCUAGAAUUGAACUAUUGCACAACAUCGAUCCAGUAAAGACACCAUGGUAUAGUGAAUGGUGGAGUCAUGGUUAUCAAUGGUGUCCACAGGCUGCAUUACGUGUUGGGGACUGGAAACUACUCACAGGAUGUCCAGGAGAUUCACGUUGGAUUCCACCUCCGAACUCAAGUCUCAACUUGAAUGAAGAAAAUUAUUUGAACAAUGACACCAAAAAGUUGUUUUUGUUUAAUAUUGCCCAGGAUCCUGAAGAACGACAUGAACUAUCUUCUCAAUAUCCAGAGAAAGUGAAGGAAUUAUUGUUGAGACUUGCAGAAUACAAUAGUACUGCAGUGCCAGUACGAUACCCUCACCCUGAUCUUGCUGCUAAUCCCGCGCUGCAUCAUGGGGUAUGGUCACCAUGGGUCACCUCAGAACAUACAGACAUUACUGCAUAGUGCAAUAAAUGCAUGGUUGCAAUAAAUAAAGUUGAUCUAAGAUCGUUUUGAACUUGCUUUUUAGACGCGAAUUUACAGAUUUAAAUAAUAUUGCAAUUAUGAACACUAACACUCAUUAAUAAAUCAUAAGCUUAUUGGCAAAUCAUGUCAACCAUAAUAUGUCACGCGCAAUGGCUUUAAACCUGAUAAAACACUCCUAAUUAGUUUCUUUAUAUAAAGAAUACUAAUAAGGCAGUAUCUGUUGUAGUCAUGUCCUCAUUAGUAUUCUUUAUAUAAAGAAUACUAGUAAGGCAGUGUAUCUAUUGAAUUUGUAGUCGUGUUUGAAGCCGUUUAAUAAACGAGCAGGUCGUGUUUUAUUAGGUCUAAAGCCAUGCACUCGCGCCGCGCGCUUGUGGCUUUAAACCUAAUAAAACACUCAGUACUUAAAUGGUUCCUUGAGUAGUUGAGAUACAACAACGUCAUGUGAAUAGUGCUAUCAUUAUAGGAAAACGGUUGAAAUGAAUAAAAUAGUAAUAGCAAUUUAUUUAAUGUCUAUUAUACUGGAUGUGGUUGCUCAGUUCACCCGAGGCUCAUGAUAAACGUACUCGACAACGAAGGUCUAAGGACGCUUUUCAUUAACUCGGUCAGACAGGUCAAAUUGUUGAAUGGAACACAAAAGGGUUUUUUGACGAGAAAACAAAACGGGAGGACCCAGAGAGAAAACUCCUCGAAGGAAGAGGGAGCAACCUAAACUAUACGUACAUAUACGUUUUCAAGCACACCCGCAACCUAUUGUAGCAGGGGUAAAGGGUAUGACCCAUUUUGUUCUAAUUAAAUAAAAAUUAAAUUACGUUCAAGUGGCCACUAAAAUUGUGAAGUUUUUUGUAUCUUUUCUGAAAACGUGAAAAUAGAUAAAACUGAAAUAUCUUAAGAUUGUAGUGUGAUGCUUGCAUCAAGGAAGUUAAAUGAAAGCGAUCAUUUGGAGCUCUAUAUCGAAGUAAAUUUGACGUCUAAUUGACGUCGUGUACGUUUU
This is a messenger RNA of Paramuricea clavata, 2793 nucleotides long. Lineage: Eukaryota; Metazoa; Cnidaria; Anthozoa; Malacalcyonacea; Plexauridae. The record is from the annotation of a GenBank genome assembly.